AUGAGCUCCCGUUGGUGCCAGACAGAUUCGGCACAACGUAACUGCACAAACCAGCCGGCACACUCAUUACGCUGGAGAACGUUCGCUCAUGCUCUUAUUAGGGAUGAUUUUCUACUUGAGUGUCAACUACUUCUGUUGUCGUUCAGCAUUGGAAUCCAAGAUGCCGCUUCCUUCCCUGACUAUCACUGCUUUGCAUCCAAUCAAACGGGAAACACAGUUCUCCUCGCAGUUGGGGUGGCCAAGCUCACGACCCUUUUUUCACUCUCUAACAUCGGCAUCUCUCUCUCCAUGUUCGUCCUCGGCGGCUUCCUCCCCGGACAAGUAGGAAACUACUUCGGUCCUCGAAAACGGUGGUGGUUAAUGGCCAGCUCUAUAAUCCAAACAGCGCUCGUAUUCAUUGCAGCUGGUAUACAAUACGCCGGUCCCAGUCCAGUGGAGGACACUGGACCUCACGCAUUAGCAGUGAUUUCGCUGCUGGCUUUUAGUUCUGGGGCCCAGGUUGCAAUGGCAAGGGGACUUCAGGUCACGGAAAUCACAACCGCGAUGGCAACUGCGGCAUAUGUGGAUAUUUUCAUUGAUAAAGAGAUGUUUGCACAAAAGAAUAGAAGGAGGAAUAGAAGGAUUGCAUUUUUGUUAAGUUUGUUUGCUGGGAGUUUCGCCGGCGCGUUUGCGUAUAAAGCACAAGGAAGUCCUUUUGCAUUAAUUGUGAGUGGGAUCGGGAAGGCACUUGUGACCAUCAGCUUAGUAGCUAAUAGAGAUAUGGGGGAGGAGGAUAUUCGCAUUGAGAAGAGAGGAGGAAUAGUUUAG
Venustampulla echinocandica is the source of this 807-nucleotide messenger RNA. RefSeq lists its product as uncharacterized. The record is from RefSeq and is a predicted model, not a curated record. Lineage: Eukaryota; Fungi; Ascomycota; Leotiomycetes; Helotiales; Pleuroascaceae. Bases 1 to 807 code for a protein of 268 amino acids. The transcript is spliced from 2 exons.